Molecule: messenger RNA, 1471 nt
Organism: Bipolaris maydis ATCC 48331
Lineage: Eukaryota; Fungi; Ascomycota; Dothideomycetes; Pleosporales; Pleosporaceae
Source: RefSeq, a predicted model, not a curated record
CCUGGUCACCACGUAUUUACUCAUGCACCCCCCAGGCCCGAAACUCUUUCUUACCGUGCCGUUAGCACCUCGUUGCCUACCCACGUUCAUUCGCUGAAUAACUUCACUCUUUUAGGUGUUCAGCACACAUUCAUUCGGUCGUUGUUGUAGAAGUCUGCAUACAUCCAUUCAUCUAUACACCGGUCGAGUCAUCAAUUCACAAUGCAGCUCACUACCUUCCUUUCGACGGCUUCAGCCAUUAUCGCAACCGCCUCCGCGUCCGCGAGGAGCGCCGUAUCACUGAACAAGGAAUGCAAUUUCAAUCAACCCUAUGCCCGAGUUAUCAACCGCUGCGAUUACGAUGUCUAUCUCUGGUCUGUCUUUAAGGGCGAUGGCUGCCCAGACGAUGAAGCAGUUGUACUCAAGACCGGUGAAACUUAUGCCGAGAACUACCUCGACUCAGGUUCGACUGGCGUUGGUGUUUCCAUCAAGAUUUCCAAGUCGAUGGAGUGCAAGGGAACCGACAUUACGCAAUUGGAGUACUUUAUCGACGAGUCCGAGACCUACGGUGGAAACUACCUCGACGUUUCUUACGUAGACUGUGGAGGCAUGGAUUGUCCAGCAAGAAAAGAUGGAUACUACCUUGUCGCUGGCGACCAAGUUGGCAAACAAAAGGCAGCCGCGGACAACACCUGGUGCCCUAUUCUCUCCUGUACCGACGCGGCUACUUGCGACACAAUGUCCUACGUUCUUCCCGAUGACAAGCAGACCAAGACGUGCACGCAGAACGGAAACAUGGACUUCUACCUCUGUGGUGGUGAAGCGCCCGGCACGGACAAUGAUUCCGCUCCUAAGCCCAAGCCGUCGUCCUCGAAGCAACCCGAGUCUUCUGCAACUCCUUCAUCUACUUCAACUCCUUCAUCUACUUCGACUCCUUCAUCUACUUCGACUCCUUCAUCUACUUCGACCGCUGAUAGCUCCUCCGUUACUCCGUCGCCCACACCUACACCUAUGCCUUCGCCGUCUACACCCGGUCUCGUCAAGACAGAGAUCGUCUACGUCACCGCAUAUGUCAAUGCUAAGAGGCACGAGCAUGGCCGUCGUCACCAAGUUUUCCACGCAUAAAUUCAAAUUCCCUAGUACUUUUCCGCAGCAGGAUCCUUAGGAGCUAAUUCGGCGAUAUUCUAAAACGUCUAUAAUUCAGGAUACCUGUUUUGCAACAUGUGUAGGAAAGACAAAUAGGACAGAAGACAAAGGUUUAUUCAACAUCCGUAAUGAAAGAGGCAGACAGCGUCGCAGGUCAAUAUAUUCUUCAAUAUGUAAUUUGUUUAUCGAAGCGCCCCUCGUCAUUGCUUGGGGUCGUUCGGUUUGAUUGCGUACAUCAUCCACGCUCUUGAGGUUGUGGUUCCCAGGGGUGCGCCACCUGGAGAUUCUGUGUCUCAGCAGCUACGUUCUCUAACACACUUUUAAUUUCAAUUCUCAUGAAGUAACG